Harpegnathos saltator (Jerdon's jumping ant) is the source of this 1671-nucleotide messenger RNA. It is a transcript of the gene cGlr1, whose product is annotated as cGAS-like receptor 1. The transcript is spliced from 11 exons. NCBI's taxonomy places the organism in Eukaryota, Metazoa, Arthropoda, Insecta, Hymenoptera, Formicidae. The record is from RefSeq and is a predicted model, not a curated record. The coding region runs from base 253 to 1530 and encodes 425 amino acids.
UUUCAAUGUCCGUUGUCGAUAAUGAGAUUAACAACAUUGAUUAACGACAUUUAUAAAAGAAGCCAAACGCGCUGUAGAAUGCAGUCUAGUGCGAACCAGUUUCAUGUAUCUAUCUGCAUUGCAACUUCUUAGUCGAUAUUAAUAGAUAAAAGUAUAACGUUCCCACUUCCGGUUUGGACGCGAAGCAUAUAUUCGUUCAUUAAUAAUACGUAUUUACAGUCAAUUCUUAGGCUUAUCUAUUUGUUUAAUAGUAUGGACUCAAACGAUAGAGAGAAAAUUAGAAGAUAUCUUGUUAACGAUGAGAUAUUCAAGAAGAUAAACAAACAAAUUAUAACUUUGGAAAUUAAGGAUGUAAAAGAUACAAACGAACGCUUAGGCAAGAUAAUUGAAAAGUUAAUAGAAAUGAUGAAAGAGCAAAACCCAUUAUUUAACAUGACAUAUAAAAGAAUUGCAUAUACUGGUAGUUUUUAUAAAAAGACGAAGAUUGGAUUUCCUGAUGAGUUUGAUUUAAAUUUAAUAAUCCAAUUACCCAUAAAAAAAGAUGAUAUGAUGCUUAGUACAGAUUUAUCAGGUUAUAUUAAAAUACGCACAAAAACUUACGAAAAUAAUAAUUUAAAAAUGGAUGCAAAAGCAUGCAGUGUUAUGAAGUCUUUUAUUGAUAAGAAUCAGUACCUGGACCAAGAGAAAUUUCGUAGAUGGAUUGAAGGUAUCUUGAAUAAAGUAGCUUCUACCACCAAUGAAAAUAAUGACAUCAAAAUUAAUAAUUAUAUUAUAAGAGUAAGAAAAUCGGGCCCAGCAUUUACGUUAUCAUUCCAUUCUGGAAAAUAUCUAAUUAAUAUCGAUUUGGUUCCUGUCUUAGCAUUUUCAAGUCGUGAUCUUCCACCACCAUACUCUAAACAUCGUGCGCUACAAAAUAGCGAUAAAGAUGUCUACCUAGUUCCUAAACCGUUAAGCAGUAAAAACAUCCCCUCCCAUGCAAAAUCAAAACCAAAUCGUUAUUGGCGAUUAAGUUUUUAUGACUUUGAAAAAGAUAUGCUCCAGACGGAGAAAUAUAGACAAGUUAAACCCAUAAUACGCCAGUUAAAGAAAUUCAGAGAAACUCAGAAUUGGAAAAGUAUUGCCAGCUAUUACAUUGAAACAUUAUGUUUCCACCAUUUAGAAAGAUUUGAAACCAGAGAAUCGCAUACUUCUUUGUUGUUCACGAUGUUAGAAAACCUUCAUAAAGCUUUCGAGAUCGGUUGUAUAAAACAUUAUUGGGUCAAAAAUAUAAAUUUACUGGAAAAUAUAGAAAAAGAUGAAAUGAUGAAUAUGAAACGUAGAUUGUACAAUAUCAUAAAAGACAUCAGGAAGCAGAUAAUAGAGCAACCGAACGAUUUAUAUAUAAUAGCUAGAUACACUUUAAAUUCGGCUGAAUUGGAUAAAAUAGCGCGCCCGUAUCCAACAUAUGAAUCAAAAUCAGAAUCAGAUCUAGAACAAGAACUAAAAUCACAGCUAGAAACUGUGGGUGAAUGGAGUUGCAUUAUUAUCUGACCACGUAAGAAAGUAAUCAGCGAUCUGAGUUACGCAACGGAGCAUCGCAAGACAAUCGGCUUCAGCAGAAUGUGCAUCUUCAAAACUUGAGUUGAACAUAUGUUCAUAAAUACUGGCAAGUUUGAAAUUGAGGGGAUUCCU